UACGUAAACUGUCUAUGUCAAAUUUUGACAGCUAUGAGAUGGUGUAAAUAAUUUGAUUUUCGUUAUUCCUACAUUUUGGAUAAAACUUUGACCUAAACCUAAACAAAAUGAAUAGAAAUGUUAUAAUUUUAAGAAAUUUGAUCAAACCUAACAGAUUUCAUCAGCCCUACUGUACAGAGAUUAAAGAAAAUGAACCAAUAAAAUUCUCCACAAGCAAUGCAGCAAAACGGAGUCUCCCUUCAGUAUUUAGAAAUAAAAAAGCUGAUAGUAUGCCUUGGUACCAACCAUACAGCGUUGUAGGCAGCGUUGCUGUCUUUUUAUUUUACUUCUGUGUGCUGCGGGAAGAAAAUGAUGUUGAUAAGGAGUUUACAAAAACAUUGUACGAAAGGGUCAAAGGUUUAGAAAAGGAACAAUUGCUAAUCAGUUACAAGUUUAACAAAGAAAAUGGCUUAAGUGUUGCAGAUAUUGAGAAGAGACUAAAAGAAAUAGAAAUAGAAGAGGCAAAACUUGCAGCAUAGUUUAAGAUAAAUGUUGAUUUAGUAGGUUUAAUAUAAUUUAUUGCUUAAAAGAAUAUAUAAAAAAAAAUUACAUAAU
Maniola jurtina (meadow brown) is the source of this 594-nucleotide messenger RNA. RefSeq lists its product as uncharacterized. The transcript is spliced from 2 exons. NCBI's taxonomy places the organism in Eukaryota, Metazoa, Arthropoda, Insecta, Lepidoptera, Nymphalidae. Bases 108 to 518 code for a protein of 136 amino acids. The record is from RefSeq and is a predicted model, not a curated record.